AUGACCGCGACUACUACCACUACCACUACGACUACUACUACUACACCCACACUUCCUCCUGAUUUCCUCUGGGGUUUUGCAACUGCCAGCUACCAGAUCGAAGGGGCCUUCGACGAAGAUGGCCGUCUGCCUUCGAUAUGGGACACUUUCAGCAAGACACCUGGUAAGGUCGAGGACGGGACCAAUGGCGAUGUCGCCUGCGACUCGUACCACCGUACCAGCGAGGACAUUGAGAUAUUGAAGAAGUACGGUGCCAAAAUCUAUCGCUUCUCGUUGUCCUGGCCACGUAUCAUCCCUCUCGGUGGGCGAAACGACCCCGUCAAUGAAAAGGGCCUGCAGUUCUACUCCAAGUUCAUUGAUGACUUACACGCUGCGGGCAUCGAGCCCUUCGUCACUCUCUUCCACUGGGAUCUGCCCGACGAGCUGAUGAAGCGGUAUGGAGGCAUGCUCAACAAGGAAGAGUUUGUGGCCGACUACGCCAACUAUGCCCGUGUCGUCUUCAACGCGCUCGGCUCGAAGGUCAAGAAAUGGAUCACUUUCAACGAGCCGUGGUGCAGUUCCGUGCUCGGCCACAACACUGGCAAGCACGCCCCCGGGCGGACGAGCGAUCGGACGAAGAGUCCCGAGGGAGACGGCACUCGCGAACCUUGGAUCGUGGGCCACAACCUUCUCGUGGCUCAUGGUACCGUUGUGGACAUCUAUCGGAGAGAGUUUAAAGAGAAACAGGGUGGAGAAAUCGGAAUAACCCUCAACGGCGACUGGGCCGAACCAUGGGAUCCCGAAAACCCAGCAGAUGUCGAAGCCUGCGACCGAAAGAUCGAAUUCGCCAUCUCGUGGUUCGCGGACCCGAUCUACCACGGCAAAUACCCGGACAGCAUGGUGAAGCAGCUGGGCGACCGUCUGCCGAAGUUCACGCCCGAAGAAAUCGCCCUCGUGCACGGCAGCAACGAUUUCUACGGCAUGAACCACUACUGCGGAAACUACAUCCGCAACCGGACCGGCGAACCAGACCCGGAAGACACCGCCGGCAACCUGGACAUCCUGAUGGAGGACAAAAACGGCAACCCCAUCGGCCCUGAGACCCAAUGCGAGUGGCUGCGGCCGUUCCCGCUGGGGUUCAGGAAGCUUCUGAAGUGGCUCGCAGACCGGUACAACAACCCCAAGAUCUACGUGACCGAGAACGGGACGAGCGUCAAGGGCGAGAGCGACCUGCCGCCAGAGGAGGUAGUGAACGAUGAGUUCCGAGUGCAGUACUACCGGGAUUAUAUCGGCGCGAUGGUGGAUGCUGUUGCACAGGAUGGGGUCAAUGUCAAGGCUUAUAUGGCUUGGAGUUUGUUAGACAACUUCGAAUGGUCUGAAGGCUACCGGUCCAGAUUCGGAGUGACCUACGUCGACUACAAGAACGGGCAGAAGAGGAUCCCGAAGAAGAGUGCUCUUGUCAUCGGGGAGUUGUUCAACAAGUAUAUCAGGAAGGAGUAG
Molecule: messenger RNA, 1479 nt
Organism: Rasamsonia emersonii CBS 393.64
Lineage: Eukaryota; Fungi; Ascomycota; Eurotiomycetes; Eurotiales; Trichocomaceae
Product: beta-glucosidase
Exons: 5
Coding region: 1-1479 (492 amino acids)
Biological process (GO): carbohydrate metabolic process
Molecular function (GO): beta-glucosidase activity
Source: RefSeq, a predicted model, not a curated record